Messenger RNA from Oppia nitens, 998 nucleotides. RefSeq lists its product as uncharacterized. The coding region runs from base 277 to 942 and encodes 221 amino acids. Lineage: Eukaryota; Metazoa; Arthropoda; Arachnida; Sarcoptiformes; Oppiidae. The transcript is spliced from 2 exons. The record is from RefSeq and is a predicted model, not a curated record.
UGUGGAAAAAGUUAAAAAUGGAAAGCUUUUUAAACGUCAAAUUGAUAACACAAAAAAUUAUUAUAAUUUUUAAUAUUUUUAUUUUAUUUUAUUCAUCGAAAAAUACGUGAAUUACUGGGUGAAAAGGCAUCGCCCGCUGAGGUGACGGUACCCCUAAAAAACUACUACUAUUACUACUAAUUGUUGAAACUGUGAAAACCAACCGAUGAAAAGUUGAAUGAAUUUACAAUUAUUAUUAUUUUUAUUAUUGUGUUUGUUUGCAUAUAUAAAUAAAAAAUGAUAAUGAAGCCGCCAAACAUACCCGGAGCUGAAAAAUUUAAAUUUUCCGACAAAAAAUAUUUGACAAUUCAUGACAACAACAACAGCAACAGCAAUGACUGCAAUAACGACAGUGCCAUCAAUGUAUCGAACUUUCUGAGAGGUAUACCAUCCCGUAGUACCUGUCCAUUGUCGUCGUCAUCGGCAUCAUCGGCGGCCACGUCGCCAAUGACAGCCAAUGAUGGUCAACCGAUUUCAUUUAGCCGAAGUGAUAACAAACGAAAGCCAAUAUUUCCAAUCAGUAGUCGUAUGACAUCCCGAGUGUUCACAUUAACACAUCUGCCAUUAGAGUCGUUUGACAUCAGAGACUAUACUAAUACGGGAAGUCUACACAAACACUAUUUAAAUGGUGCAAAAUAUUCGUCGGUGUCAUCGGAUCCGCGAUCACUGGACGCCACUAAUUCGUCAUCGGCUAGUCGUGUGUCACUAUUUAGUGACUUAUCGGGAUCUCAGUGUUCGUCACAUCCCAGUCCUCGGUCAUUGUGUUCACCAGUGGAUAGGAGUCUAACUCCGUCCCAAUGGGCCAAAAGUGCUCACCGACUAUCCACGUCAUCCCAGUCCUCAUGGGAAGACGGUCCCGACAAUGCCGAUCAAUUUUGGUCUCCAACCCGUCACCGAAAAUGAUUGUUUAAAUUAUUGCUUUAAUUAUUAUUUAUAAUGUUAUUUGUAUUAAAUAUUUU